GACUUUUACAGCGACAGGGGCACAACCAGCCAACCGUCUCUUUUACAUCCAAAGAGUUACUGCCGGGACAUCUGCAUAUACACACGCUCUUAUCUUUGGAUUUGUUGUCAACUUUGACUCCCCUGCUCUUCUUCCUCGGCGAGACUGUCACUCGGUGAAGUCAUUUUUUCCAGCCUUCUCUCCCGUCGGCUCGGGGAGGAGAAGAUAGCGCUUCCUCGGUCCUCUAAUCAUAACAGGUUUCCCAGCCCCUGCUUUUUGGCCAGACAUCUCCUCCGCAGUGCUCGGGAUUUCCACUCUCCAGUCUGACCGUAUUGUUAUGGAUAUUGCAACAGGUCUGGUGUCACUGCAGCGCCUCUCCGCGGGAGAACGCUCCGAGACGUGCGUCAUGCUGGACGGCAUCAAGAUCGAAGAUCAUCCGCUGCGAUCCGGGCCGGCCACGCUGGGAGUCAUGCUCGGGACCGAGUGCCACCACAGGUCUGUGUGUGAAGGAUGCCAGCGUCCCAUCUCCGACCGCUUCCUGAUGCGAGUCAACGACUCCUCGUGGCACGAGGAAUGUUUGCAGUGCACCGUGUGUCAACAACCUCUCACCACCAGCUGUUACUUCAGAGAAAGGAAACUUUACUGCAAACACGACUACCAACAGUUGUUUGCAACCAAGUGCAGCGGCUGCAUGGAGAAGAUCGCCCCCACGGAGUUUGUGAUGCGCGCCUUGGAGUGCGUCUACCACCUCAACUGCUUUUGCUGCUGCGUGUGUGACCGCCAGCUCAGGAAGGGCGACGAGUUUGUCCUGAAGGAGGGUCAGCUGCUUUGCAAGGUUGACUACGAGAGGGAGAAAGACUUACUCAGCUCUGUCAGCCCAGAUGACUCAGACUCAGAGAAAAGUGAUGAUGAGGAGUUGGACAUCAAACCAGAGAAAGGCAUCGGAAGCCAGGGGAAAGGGGAUGAUGGGAAGGAUCCAAGGAGGCCCAAAAGACCACGCACCAUUCUGACCACUCAGCAGAGACGGGCCUUCAAGGCCUCCUUUGAAGUGUCCUCAAAGCCCUGCAGAAAGGUGAGGGAGACGCUGGCUGCGGAGACGGGACUCAGUGUUCGGGUGGUCCAGGUGUGGUUCCAGAACCAGAGAGCUAAGAUGAAGAAGUUGGCAAGAAGGCAGCAGCAACAGCAAGAACAACAGAACUCUCAACGGCUCGGCCAAGAGGUGAUGUCUAAUCGAAUGGAGGGGAUGAUGAACUCCUUCACACCCCUGGCUCCGCCGCAGCAGCAGCUGGUCGCCAUGGAUCAGAACGGCUACAGCACAGACCCGUUCCAGCAGGGGCUCACCCCCCCACAGAUGCCUGGGGACCAUAUGAACCCAUAUGGUAACGACUCUGCAUUCCAUGAUAUAGACAGCGACACGUCUCUAACCAGCCUCAGCGACUGCUUCAUGGCGUCAUCGGAAGUCAACUCCUUGCAGGCCCGCAUAGGGAACCCCAUCGACCGCCUCUACUCCAUGCAGAACUCUUACUUUGCUUCGUGAAAACAGCAGAGAGACACGCAUCAGCACAGAAUAAACUGCCCAUCUCCACCUACAGCGCGACGACCAGGGGGCUUCCACACUGCAACGGACACGGCCCGCGCCGACGCCCCUGGUUACGCGCGGAUGCUUACUCAAAGAUCGUAAACCACUUGUCGUAGGAAAGUGAAGAAUCGGGGGGAGGGGGAGACCUAAAUAUUGUUAGAGAUUAUUUGGUAGGAUUGCCUAAUUGUCACAAGGGAUAUUUUUUUGGUUCACUUAUAGAAAAUAAGUAGAUAUUGAAGCCACCAAUUACACACUCUCAAACCAAAUAACACAGUGACUUUAUACAGUGCAUGAUCAAUUGUAAACUAAAACGUUUUGUAAGCCCCCUCCAACCUCCACCCCCGGUUAAGAAUGUGGUGUUUGGACUGUUUUCUCUUCACACUACAUGGACUUUCAUGUUCACCGUUAGCAUUUUGAUCAAUUGCCAUAGGUUUAGGUAUUGUGUUAAUAGUAAAUAGGUCGCAGCAUGUCUGCAAGAGUGACUGUACAUUUGUGUAUGUAUGAGAGGUCGUAAUGAGAACGAGUUGUUUAGCGAAGGAAAAAGCGGAGCAUUGGGUGGGCAAGUCGGAUCAGUGAAGUGUAAAUACUUUCCCCAGGCAAAUUGGAUGUGCAUGUUAAAAAUGGAAAGCAUUCUAUUUAUUUAACUAUAACAGGCUCUUGAAGGUACAUUAUAAAAGUGAAAAGCUUUAUUUAAAAAGAUCCUUUUUUUUUUGUUGUUGUUGCGCAAUUAGUGAGUUCACGAGUAUGACAACUCAUCUGUAUAUCUUAUUUUAAUAUGAAGAUUAACCCUUUUGUUUGUUUUUUUUCCCUCUCAGCCAAGCUGUAAAUGAGCAAAGUUGCUAUUUAUUUCGUACACACCAUAAACCUUUUGUUGUCUCUGUCCAUUGUGCAUUCUCAAAAUGUUAAAAGUUGCUAAUUGACCAAAGUUGACUGGUUUGAUAAAUAAACAAUGUCUUUCUCCUGAUAACAUUAAAUAAA
Messenger RNA from Cololabis saira (Pacific saury), 2536 nucleotides. It is a transcript of the gene lmx1bb, whose product is annotated as LIM homeobox transcription factor 1, beta b. NCBI's taxonomy places the organism in Eukaryota, Metazoa, Chordata, Actinopteri, Beloniformes, Belonidae. The coding region runs from base 317 to 1516 and encodes 399 amino acids. Gene Ontology annotation, cellular component: nucleus. The transcript has 9 exons. Gene Ontology annotation, molecular function: RNA polymerase II transcription regulatory region sequence-specific DNA binding; DNA-binding transcription factor activity, RNA polymerase II-specific. The record is from RefSeq and is a predicted model, not a curated record. Gene Ontology annotation, biological process: neuron differentiation; regulation of transcription by RNA polymerase II.